CCGGCUGCUAGCACCGGUGAACGCGCCAUUUUCCCAAUACAUACGUCACACAGUGUAGAGAAUACCUAAACGCUCGUAACUCAUGUUUACAUUUUCCUAUUGUUCUUUAUAAAAGAUUCAUGGAAUGGAUUUUGCAAUUUUGUCAGCAAAUUAUCGCGUAGUUUAUACAAAAGAAAUUCUGGAUAUUUAUGUGGUAUUCUAGUGAAAUCUAACGUGAUGCAACGCAAUGUAUUUUUCUAUCUGGAAGGAAGUCUUCCGAAGUAUUACAUAGCCUGUUUUGGAGAUGACGACAGCAUCGAAGUCUGCAGUGAUCCGACCGCCGCCACCGAGGUACUGCGAAGCCUACAAGUAUCCUGUCGACUUCAACACUCCUUCCGAUUUUAAAAACAAUGAAAUUAAUCUGGAAUAUAACUGUCAAAGUGAAAAUUUAUAUGAAUCUCUACCGGAUUUAAAUAGUAAGAAUGCAGUUACUUGUGAUACCUACAAAGCACUUCCAGGUGAAGUUGUGUAUUUUUAUCAACCGGCCCAUUUCUACAGCAACGUAAGUGCUGACUCAUACCGGAAGUUGAAAUAUAUUUAUAGAUUUAAAAAAGGUGCACUAGGUCAGUCUAAAUUAGUGCUUGAGGCAAUACCAGAAACCGUGGCGUCGUCCGAUCAGUCUAUGGGAGUUAAAACAUACGCGCAGUUAGAGGUGGUCGAGUCUGGUAGUGAACAAGGUCCUGGUAUGUGCGGAGUUAGUGGAAUCAAUGGAUGUGAGGGGGUUGGGGGAUUAAAUAGGUGUAGUGAGAUUCAAACCAAUGGUAAAGCAGUUCUUGUGCCGAUAAACGGUGUUAUUCCUACGGAUAGAAUGAUUGUGGAUUCAUUAUUAAAUGAUUCAAAUUGUGAAAGUUGGAAUCACGAGGUAAGACACUCACCAGACGACACACCGGCGCACACACCGGAACAUGGUUCUCGCGUGCAUUCGCCUGAAUUUAAUCAAGUUGACCGAGACUUAGAACAAUUAACCCAAGCAUUAGAAAGUGAAGAAAAAUGUGUUCAGUCCGGAGAACAAACACCCUUGUUGCAAGAACCAAGUGCUCAAUGUACUCACAAUGAAACCAAAAAGGGUUCCACGGAGCCGAAAACCCCCAAAUCCCAAAGAAAAUGUGAAAAUGAUCACGAUUACGCAGAUAGCGGAUAUUCAGACUCUAAUCGAGCGGAUUUUAAAGAACACGUGACCGAUCACUCGGUUGAUCACGUGUUAGAUACUGUGAUCUAUUCUGAACCUGAGUAUUCUUCCUCGGAUAUGUCUAUUAAGUGUACUGGUGACACGUUAAACAAUGCAUUAGACAAAUAUCAAAGAACCCUCAAACGGACAACAAAUGGUACCGACCAUACUGUCUAUGAAUUAAGUCCUUCGGACUCAUUUUAUAAUUCCGCCGACAAUAUGCAUACCGUCGGCAAAAGACAUUCAUUAGCAAGUGGCGAUGGUAUUUGCAAAAUUGGCCAAAGUUCCUCAAGCCUAACAGACGUACAGCGAUCUCGACAACCUCUGUCAAGAGACACAAGUGUGUCAUUUAAAAAGCCAUUGGUCAGUGGCGCCAAGGACGAAAGUGCGAGCACCAGAGUAGAUUUGCACCCGGCAGAGCCACAACCCGAACUGACCGAUGCCGAACCGUUAGUAACGCCAAAUGCAAAACAAACGGCAAGCUCUGAAACUAUACCUUCCCAACUGAUACUGGAGGAUACACGCACAUACUACCGGCGAAAAGCAGCCGACAGGGGGACGCUGUACUGUGCCGCCGGCGGAAUCACAGUUGUAGCUACCAUAGUUUUCUUGCUCAUUUACUUUUCAUGAUUUAUUAAUUAUUCUCGUUUCGUUUUUGCAUAUUUUAUUGCAUGUUGAUGUAUCCGGUUUGAAUAAAAAAUAUUGCUA
Ruditapes philippinarum (Manila clam) is the source of this 1915-nucleotide messenger RNA. RefSeq lists its product as uncharacterized. Bases 284 to 1837 code for a protein of 517 amino acids. NCBI's taxonomy places the organism in Eukaryota, Metazoa, Mollusca, Bivalvia, Venerida, Veneridae. The transcript has 3 exons. The record is from RefSeq and is a predicted model, not a curated record.